Messenger RNA from Chaetomium globosum CBS 148.51, 7008 nucleotides. RefSeq lists its product as uncharacterized. The coding region runs from base 1 to 7008 and encodes 2335 amino acids. The transcript is spliced from 8 exons. Gene Ontology annotation, molecular function: DNA-binding transcription factor activity, RNA polymerase II-specific; zinc ion binding. The record is from RefSeq and is a predicted model, not a curated record. Gene Ontology annotation, cellular component: cytoplasm. NCBI's taxonomy places the organism in Eukaryota, Fungi, Ascomycota, Sordariomycetes, Sordariales, Chaetomiaceae. Gene Ontology annotation, biological process: regulation of DNA-templated transcription; regulation of GTPase activity; signal transduction.
AUGGACUCGACCUUCCAGGACAGCCCUACCAUCGGGAGAACAGUGCGCUACACGGCCAAUAGCCCGUUGCCAACUCGGCCGGACGCCGCAAGCUCGAGGUCGAGACGGGUACCCGCAAGCCCACUCUCUACAGACUCGUCCUUCCCUGAUUCUUCUGCUGCUGUCCCACGAAUCGUCACCACCGCGGCCCCAGAAGACGAUUUUUCGCAGCCGUCCGAGAAGACGUACUUCGACAGCGAUUCCUCAGGGAGCACCACCCCCGAGGCGACAAGUACUGGGUGCGUCUCCGGCGAGGAUCCGUUCUCAUCCCUUGUCGCCCGUGUGGCGGACGCGCGUGCGCUGACAGUUCGUGUACUAGACCGGCGCCGUCUCCCAACUCGCCCCGUUUUCCGAAUGAGCCUCCAGAAGACAGCCCAGGACGGCACCGUUGGGCCGAACGAAAUCGCGAACCUGGUUAAGACGGCCGGCAGCCCCGAGGCAGUCAUUCAAUAUUUACUCAAAGAAAAGCAGUCGCAGUCUCAGCAAAAUGCGCAGCUCUGGAGGCUCGUGGACAAGCAGAGAGCCAUGAUCCUAGGUCUCAAUAAGGAUCUUGAGCGGGCGUUGAAAGAUAAAGAAAAAUAUAGAAAGAAGUUGAAGGAGGUGUUGGAAGGGUCCGAAGCGCCGCUGGCACUACAAUUUCGGCGUCAAGCGGCCAAGAGGCCGAGCGAACAUGCACUGGACCGGUUCGACCACGAAGAGGAGGAGCGCGAGGCGGAGGUUGCAUCGAGGCGGUUGGAAGAGUCGAAGGAGAUUCCGAUCAUGAUGAACGUCCCCGCCUCCCGUACUGCACCGCGCGAACCGCCUCGGAUGCCGCCGCCGCAGCCCCCUGUCGGGCUACCAGAACGGUCGCCGAGGCCCGACGAUGGUGCUUCCAAGUUCCCUCCACCCGCUGCGCCGCCGCCGCGAAAGCCUCCUCCAGCCCCUCUCCACCUGAAGAACGCGAAAAAGCAGCCGAAGCCCGCGGCGUCGAAGCCGAAACAGAAGUCCAGGCCGGAUGUCGCGGACGAGGACCCGGAGACGGAUACCGACUACGACCAUAUCCUCGAGGUAGACGAAUUGAAGCCCGACGACCGCAGAGGGCGAAGAAGGACACGAGAGGAGGACGAGCGGGAGCGUGAGAUCUUGGCCAGAAAAGAGGCAGAGUUUCGCAGCUUGUCGAAAAAGAGCAAGCAGAGCAGCAGUCGGAAGACAACGGACAAGGCCGAGGCGCCUACGAACGAGAUGCCUGCCACCCCCAGGCUAGUCCAGACCACCAAACUGCUCCCGCCACGGGAGCCAGCGUCCCUUGCGGGGGUCCUGAACGGCGCGCCCGACUCUCGACCCAUGCCUUCGGCGUUGCUGAGCCCCGGCCUCCCUUCGAGCCCUAGGCCUACCCAGCUGACGUCCCCGGUCAACUCCCCUCCGCUCUCCCCUCUGGGCUUUCCCAGUGUACCGCUGUCCCCCCGGCCACCGCGGGCGCCUAUUCCGUUACCGCCCAACACGCCUCUUUUGACACCUUCUCCUGCCGGAGAUCCAUUGGUGCUGAAGUCGCCCAGGCCACUGAAUAUUGUCAAGCAGGAAGACCAAGGGUAUGGGACACCGAGCCCUACCAAAUCUAGCACCGACAGUCCUGUAGAGCGGACCAAGGUUUUCAAGGGCUUCGUUACCGAGGAGUACCCCGACCUGCUCCUCCCCCCUAACGCGCUUCCGUCCAUCGACAUUCGGGUUGCGUCGUCUCGUAUGAAGCCUUCCAGGGCCAGCCUAAUUUCGUUAACGCAGUUGGAGGAAGACCCGGUCUUCACUCUGGCGAUUUACUCGAGAGCAGACGGCGGAGAACUUUGGCGAAUCGAGAAGGACUCGGCGUCGCUCGCUAAGCUGGAUCAACGGUUGAAACAGUGCCCUGCUUUCACUGCGAGGACGCCCGAUCGGUCGCUUUUCAGUGGCCAUGCACCGGCAAAACUUGAUGCCCGGCGCAUUGCCCUCAACCAAUACCUGGACGAGCUGUUGAAUACCCCCUUAGACAAUGCCACAGCGCUCGAGCUUUGCAAGUACCUGUCUACCGGCACGUUGCCGCCUAACGCAGACGAGAUUGGAGGCUCCACUGGCGAGAACAACGCCGAGUCACAGAGAGUCGGGCCCGGCGGCCGGCCGUUCCGCAACGGCUAUCUCACGAAGCGAGGCAAGAACUUUGGAGGCUGGAAGGCGCGGUACUUUGUCCUUGACGGCCCCCUCUUGAAGUAUUACGAGACUCCCGGAGGGGCACAUCUCGGUACCAUCAAGCUCCAAAAGGCACAGAUCGGCAAGCAGGCCCACCACACCAACGACGGCACGCCGGCCCAGGGCACCCCUGCGGAGGAGGGCGAUAACCAGUAUCGCCAUGCCUUCCUGAUCUUGGAACCCAAGAAGAAGGAUCCGAAUAGCGUGACGAAGCACGUGCUGUGUGCGGAGAGCGACAAAGAGCGUGAUCUGUGGGUUGAAGCCUUGCUCCGCUGGAUAGACUACCGCGAUCCGGACGACGAGGAACACGCCAAGAAGGAACACGCCCACGAGCGGGGCGGUGACCGCGGUAAUGGGAAGAAGAAGGCGGCGCAUGCCCAGGCAAAAUUGCAGCAAUCGCAGCAGGGCGCCGCAGUAGAUGAGAAUUUGAUCGGGGUCAGUUACGAGGCCACCAAGCAAGGCGACGUCCCGCAUCAAGGGGGCGCAGCGAAGGGGAAGCCAUACGGGCAGCUAGAUCAUGAGUCGACGCACAGCCAGUCAACGACAUCUUCUUACACCAUCUCGGCACCUCGCGACCCACAAGUGAUAUCGCACACGGAGUCGUGGGGCAGCAAGCUCGGCAUGGGUCUCACGCCGCCAACGCAGGAAGAGAAGAAGGCCAGGAAGCGCAGCUUUUUCGGUUUCGGUCCGAAGACGAGGACGUCGAGCGACGGCCAGGACUCACUUUUUGGGAGCGAAGGCGGGAACUCUCAGCCGACGGGCGGGUACCACGGACCUAUUCGGCAAGCCUUUGGUGCUACGCUGGCGGAGGCUGUCCGAUACAAUGCCCCGGUGGACGUUAGGGUUCCGCUUCCUGCCGUCGUCUACCGGUGCAUCCAGUAUCUCGACACCAAAAAUGCCAUCUUUGAGGAGGGCAUCUUCCGCCUGAGCGGGUCGAACCUGGUCAUUAAGCAACUCAGGGAACGGUUCAACGUUGAGGGAGACAUCAACCUGCUCACCGACGAGCAGUACUACGACAUCCACGCCAUCGCCUCAUUGCUUAAGAUGUAUCUCCGCGAGCUGCCGAGCACGAUCCUCACCAAUGACCUGCGCACACAGUUUAUCGCUGUUACGGAGAUGACCAACCAAAAAGAGAAGAUGGCUGCCCUUGCCGAGCUUGUCGAGCGUCUCCCACAGGCAAACGCAGCGCUCCUCAAGUAUCUGAUCUCAUUCCUGAUCAAGAUUAUCGACCACUCGGACGUGAACAAGAUGACGGUACGGAAUGUUGGCAUCGUAUUUUCGCCGACGCUCAACAUCCCGGCGCCAGUGUUCGCCAUGUUCCUGCAGAACUACGAGGUCAUCUUCGGGAUCGAUCCGUCCGAGUACGAGCUGCCCAUGACUGAGCCCGAGUACACGCAAGAACGCCGUCCUUCGCUACCUGCGUCGUUUCAAGAGCGCCGACCCUCGGAUGGGCGGCCAUCCACCUCACACAGCGAUUCCCCCCAUAGGCAACGCCUGAUGGAGUCGCUCGAAGCGCACGGGAACCGGAGCACGCCGACCCCGCCGCCGAUGUCGAUGCAGCAGAUGGCGCAGAUGAACGCGGCUACUCUUCACUCGAGGAGCACCCCCACCCCGCCUCCCCAGCGGCAAAUGAACCACGAGAUGGGCGGCGGGCACCACCCUUCGAUGAGGCCUGCGUACGAAGGUGGCUUCGAUCCCAGCCAAGCACAUUCGGGACACAGGGCAAGUCCCGGGUACGAUAGACCGACGUACGAAAACGGGCUGGCGCCGGCGCCCUAUGAGCAGCCGUACCGCAGCCGACGCGAAAGCGCCAUGUUUAUGGGUUCGCUGAGCCAGCAGCCGUCCAAAAGCCGGUUGCGUGAGGAAGCCCAUUCGUUGGGUUACUUGGUCACAUGUCUGGUCCAAUCUGUAAAUGUUGACCAUUCCUCGACACCACCCGCGGUUCCGGGUCGAGACAUCGCCUCCAAAUCGCAACAGCCAUUCAUGCCGUCAUGGGGACCAUCGGACACAUCCCAUCAGCCAUCGGCGCAGGCACACGCGCAUCAACAAAACGCGCGCGCCAUUGCCCAGAACCGUGAUCCCAUGACGGCCACCUUCUCGCCCCAAACCCCCAACUCCUCCACCACCACCGCCCCGACCCCGUCCACCUUGGACCACCACAGCACCACCGCCGGCAGCCGCCACCCCUCCACCGCGACACCCCCCACCCAAAAUCACCACUACCCCGGCGGCCCCGGCGGCGGCCCGGGCGCCAGCAGCAACAACGGCAGACCCUACGCGCCCCCCGAUUACGACCACGACCGCGACCACGAGUCUCCCUCAGACCCAAACCGCUCCCCCUCCCCCGACCACUCCCCCGACGCGGAGCAAGACCAAGACCAAGACCAAGACCGCGCCGCGGGAGGCGGCCUCAACAACCCAACAGACCCAAAAAAGCCCGGUGCCUGUGAGUCAUGCCGCGGCCUCAAAGUUCGCUGCGACCCGGACCCGGCCAACCCGGACGGGUCCUGCCGGCGGUGCGCCAAGGGCAAGCGGUCCAGCGUCGUCACCCAGCGUACGCGCAAGCGCCAGAAGAAGACGGAUAGCAGGGUCGCGGAGCUGGAGAAGAAGAUUGAAAAACCAACGGCCAGUCUGGUGGCGACGAGGGGGGCCGUUGGGGGGGUGGGUGCUGUGGUUUCGGGGGGGACGGGGUUGGCUGGUGGUGGUAGUUCUGGUGGUGGUGAUGGUGGUGUGUCGGGUUUGGGAGGGGUGGGAGUUGGGGGUGGUGGUGGGGCUGGCCCCGGGCAGAGAGGGAGUUGGGAUAGGGAGGCCGAAGUCCUGGACCGCUACAAUGUCCACAUGUGCCCACACCUACCGGGGGUGGUGCUGCCCCCCGACUUGACGGCCGCCGAAUUGAGGAAGACCAAGCCGGUUCUGUUCCUGGCUGUUAUGGCUGGGGCGGCGUCCGAGCUGCCCAACCUACAACGGGUGUUGACCAGGGAGUUGAUGCAGCAGUUUGCCGACAAGAUCAUCAUCCGCGGUAACAAGAGCCUCGAGCUGGUGCAGGCCAUUACGGUCGCUGUCAUCUGGUACUGGCCGCCUGAGCGGUUUGAAGAGCUCAAAUUCUACCAGCUGGUUCAUGUCGCUGCCGUUAUGGCAAUCGAGAUUGGUCUCGGGAGGAAAAAGGCUGCGAAGGGUGGGUUCAGGAAACACAUCGCCCAUGCCUGGCGCGACCAUCCGCUCCGCAAACAGUCUCCGCCCGAUCCGACUACUACCGAAGCCCGCCGGGCCUGGCUGACGUGCUACUUCAUGGCGACUAACACUGCCAUGGCGUUGCACCGUCCCAGCUUGAUCCGUUGGACACCAUUUGUUGCCGAGUGCAUGGAGGCCCUAGAGACUGCGCACGACGCGGCUCCGACAGACAAAUACCUGUGCCAUCUCGUGUGGUCACACAAGGUAGCGGAGGAUAUCGGCAUCCAAUUCUCCAUGGACGAGCCCUCGUCGACGCCGAACCUCGCCGAGGCCAGAACCCAACAUGCGCUUAAGGGGUUUGAGCGAGAGCUUGAAAAAUACAGCAAUUCAGUCCCGAAAGAGCUACGAAAGCCAUCUCUUCAAAUGAGCUUCCACGUUAUCAGCCUCUACAUGCACGAAGUAGCCACCCACAACGACGCCGCCGAUGACUGCAAACUACACCCCAGCGAGACGCAGCUCGGGAUGGACGGCACGCUGUCGGUCGCGCAUAUUAACGCUCUAUCGGCUUGCCUCACGGCUAUCAACGGCAUCUUUGAUCUGUUCUUGUCACUUGACGUCCACACCAUCCGCUGCCUUCCAGUGUUCAACUUCGUGCGGGUCGCCUACGCAGUCGUCGUCCUAAUCAAGCUUUAUUUUGCGGCGUCGUCACCCAAGAGCGACUUGGGGAAAGUCAUAGACAAGGACGAUAUGAAGGUUGAACUGCAUCUCGACCGUCUGCUUGAACAGUUCCGGGCGACGGCCGCUGGAGAUAGGAGCCGGCCAGCGGCCAAGUUCCUCGUGGUGCUCGUCAUGAUCCGGUCGUGGUUCCACAAACAGAAGCUGAACCAAAACGGGCGGAGCGCAGAGACGAAUACCUCCACCGCAGAAGCCCCUUUGCCCCCCCACUCGCGCCCGAGCGUCGCGGAACGGAGCAACGCUGCUCCCAUCUCCCAACCACCUCAACAACAACAGCAACAGCAACAGCAACAGCAACCGCAACCGCAACCGCAACCGCAACAGCAACAACAAGAUUACCCACCCACGGCCAGCACAGGGCUACAACUCCUCUCCGAAAUAGCCACCAACAAAUCGGCCAGCGGUCCCCGCCCCUCCACCACCUCCCACUUCUCGCUUCCCAGCUCUACCCCCCUCACAAGCAGCACCCCCACCGGGCCCUGGCUUAGCCGCCCGCAGCUCAUGUACGACCCCACCAACACCUCGUCACCCAGCUCGGGCCCGUCCACGGCCGAUAACACCGCCGGCGGUCCCGGGUCCUUUAUGGUCGGCGUCCCGCCUCAGCCGGGCCCCAACAUGGCGGCGAACCUCUCCCUCCCGUGGCUGAACAGCGCGUUUUCAAGCGUCGAUCCCGAGUAUGAAUAUGCUACGUUUGGCGACGGGUUUGCCCAGGCCAUGGACUGGACGCUGGGCGGGUUUGGGGAGAGCGCCGUCAGGAAUAUGAUGCAGGACUCCGGGCCGGACCAGACGGCUUGGUUCCCGCCGAUGGGCGAGGGCUUGGAUGCGAUGGAUGGUGGGGGUGCGGCGGGUGGCGGGUUUGGGUUUUGA